Diversispora eburnea is the source of this 1311-nucleotide messenger RNA. Lineage: Eukaryota; Fungi; Glomeromycota; Glomeromycetes; Diversisporales; Diversisporaceae. The record is from the annotation of a GenBank genome assembly.
AUGCACCAUUUACAAGAAACUUCAGAAAUAAGAGAUUCAUCUGAAGAUUCAACAAAAUUAAUUGGGGAAAUGAUGGAUUGCUCUCAAUCCUCAAAGCACAACGAUUCCCCAGAAAUUAAUGAUUCAAGUCACACGAUCGUAAACAACAGUACAUACCAACUAGCGGAUAAUACGAUGAACGAUUUGUCUACAAAUAACUUUGAUCAAAGUUGGCAGCAAAGUGAAUGUGAUAUGUAUCAACAACAGACCCCCGAAAUUUAUUGUCCAAUGAUGGAAAAUUCAUAUCCUACAAAUAACUUUCCAAUUGAGACGACGAUGCAUAAUUCAUAUCCAUUAAUGAUUAAUGAUACAACAGCUUUCAAUUUUGCUUACAAUGCUCGAAGAUCACAAAAUUUCAUUUCACCACCUCCUAUAUGUGAGACAGAUUAUCAAGUACGCUCACAGGAAGCACGUGUACAAUCACAAAAUUCGAUGGGAAGUCAAAAACCCCCUGUUUAUACCAAAUGGACCGAAGAAGAAGAUGAACUAUUGCGUGCCGCAAUAAGCAUUUACGGUCCACAUAAAUGGUCCCUAAUUGCUGCACAUGUUCCUAAUCGUACCCCGAUGCAAUGUUCCACUAGGUGGUUAGGUGCAUUAAAUCCUACAAUUCAUAAAGGGAGAUGGACACCUGAAGAAGAUGCCUCUCUUAGAGAUGCGGUUAGUGAAUUUGUCGAUUUACUUGAUUCGGAAGGUCAUCCUCAACCUAUACCAUGGAAUAAGAUUGCUGUACGAAUUCCACAUCGAACCGGUAUUCAAUGUCAAGCAAGAUGGUCAGAAGCUCUAGAUCCUAGUGUAAGGAAGGGCAAAUGGUCACCUGAUGAAGAUGAAAUUUUGAAAGGAGGAGUUAGACGUUUCGGACGUUGCUGGAUACGUAUUGCUGAAUUGAUUGAUGGAAGAACUCAGAGACAAUGUAGGACCCGAUGGGUUCAAAUAAAGAAUAAACAAGAAAAAAUUGAAAAAGGUGCCAUUGCAACAACAAAGGCUUGUUCAUCUAAUUCUUCUUCAACCGACGAUGAUGAUAGUAAUGAUGAUAAAAUUUUUUCAACAUCUACCAUUUCAUCUGUCAGUCGUAUAAACACCAUACCUUCAACUCUCCCUAGAAGACAAAUCACAUCCAUUAUCACCAACGAAAGUCCAAUUUUAUCACCAACCGAUACUCUUGUCACAAGUCCUGAGUCGUGUGUGGCAACUCCCGAAUGCAUUCCGAUAUUUGAUUCAUCAAAUAAUAAUAUUGUAAAGAACGAAAAUCUUAUGAUUUUCAAUUCGUAUUAA